AUGUUGCUUAUUGCAGCGCUCUUCUGCCUAGCACUUCACGCGAGUACGGUUCUAACAAGCCCCCUUGUCGACGAGACAUUCGACUAUGUGGUGGUAGGUGGUGGUACAGGUGGAGCUGUCGUCGCGACGCGAUUAGCACAGCACUCUUAUAAGGUAGCAUUGGUUGAAGCAGGUGUCUUAUAUGAGCUAGAAUCGUUGGCAGAGGUUCCUGCGGCAGAUGUUUUACCAGUAGGGUCUGACCCGACUACGAAAUCAGCAAUCGAUUGGGGAUUCGUCACAAGCGGUCAGCCUGGGGCCAAUGGACGAGCGAUACACUAUGCGCGAGGAAAGUGCCUUGGAGGGUCUUCUGCUCUCAACUUCAUGAUCUAUCAAAGGCCGACUCGCGGGGCAAUGCAACAAUGGGCGGAUGCAGUCAAUGACACGAGUUACACCUUCGAUGAAGUCCUUCCUCUGUACAAGAAAAGUGUGCAGUUUACACCACCGAAUUCACAGAAGAGAGCCUCCAAUGCCACGGCAGAAUACAAUUCGGAUGCAUUCAACUCCAGUGGCGGUCCCUUACAUGUCUCCUAUGCAAAUUAUGCUCAGCCUUUUUCAUCUUGGAUGAACCUAGGUAUGCAGGCAAUCGGGAUAGAUGAAGUUGAAGACUUUAAUUCAGGCUCCCUUAUGGGAUGCCAGUACUGUUCUUCUACCAUCAACCCAUCUGAUGAGCUCCGCAGUAGUUCUCAGGCCUCAUUCCUUACUUCAAUCACCCCAUCCACCUUGACAACCUACUCCGGAACACUCGCGAAGAAAAUUGUUUUUGACGAGCAGAAAAGAGCGACUGGGGUUCAAGUUAAUGGACUAUUAGGAAAUACCGUUACUCUUUCAGCAAACAAGGAAGUCAUCAUCUCUGCGGGUGUUUUUCAAUCACCGCAGAUGCUGAUGGUGUCCGGUGUGGGACCUUCUGAUCAAUUGAAAGCUCAUAAUAUUGAUGUGAUUGCGGACAGACCUGGCGUGGGUCAAAAUAUGUGGGAUCACCCAUUCUUUGCUCCUGCAUAUCGGGUGCGAGUAUCCACGCUCACUGAAUUCGCCAACAAUCUUCUUUACGCUGCGGCUCAAGUUGUCAGUGGAAUAUUGGACAAGAGCGGACCUAUAACAAACCCGGUCGCGGAUUACCUGGCCUGGGAAAAGAUCCCCCAUGCCUUGAGGUCGAAUUUCACGCGGACAACUCUUCGAGCGUUAUCUCGGUUUCCCUCUGAUUGGCCUGAAGCAGAGUAUAUUUCUGGGGCUGGAUAUAUCGGUAAUGUGUCCAAUCUCUUGUCAGAUCAGCCGAAGGAUGGCUAUCAAUAUGCUUCCAUGCUUGGUGUUUUGAUUGCGCCGUUGUCCAGAGGCAACGUCACGCUACAGUCGGCUGAUAUUUCGGACCUACCUGUGAUUAACCCAAAUUGGCUGGGCGAUCCCGCAGACCAGGAAGUGGCCAUUGCUAUGUUCAAGCGAAUGCGACAGGCAUUCCAGAGUGAAGCUAUGGCGCCCGUCAUAAUCGGAAAGGAGUACCUCCCGGGCCCGGAUGUUCAAACCGAUUCUGAGAUUCUCGAGUUCAUCAAGAAUAAUGUAAUGACUCUGUGGCAUGCUGCCUGUACAUGCAAGAUGGGAACUUCCGACGACGAUAUGGCCGUGGUUGAUUCCCAGGCCCGGGUUUACGGAGUACAGAGACUGCGUGUUGUGGAUGCCAGCGCAUUUCCCUUUCUACCACCAGGGCACCCUCAGUCAUCAGUUUAUAUGCUAGCAGAGAAAAUCUCAGAGGACAUAAUCCGAGCUUCAUCCUAA
Penicillium macrosclerotiorum is the source of this 1806-nucleotide messenger RNA. Its product is annotated as GMC family oxidoreductase. Bases 1 to 1806 code for a protein of 601 amino acids. The transcript has 5 exons. Gene Ontology annotation, biological process: secondary metabolite biosynthetic process. Gene Ontology annotation, molecular function: flavin adenine dinucleotide binding; oxidoreductase activity, acting on CH-OH group of donors. NCBI's taxonomy places the organism in Eukaryota, Fungi, Ascomycota, Eurotiomycetes, Eurotiales, Aspergillaceae. The record is from RefSeq and is a predicted model, not a curated record.